UUUGACAGGCGCAUUUGACAAAUAAAAUAACCUCAAAAUUUCAUUGCAUCUGUUUUUGUAAAUACUCUUUUUUUACUACAUUAUUAUGUUAAAUUAGCUUUUUAAUAUAACUAUGGAAGUAGAAGGUCAUCCAGGUCUUAUAAAAACAAUAGCAGAUGACGAAGAAAUUGAAGAUUUUUCCGAAGAGUCAGACGAAGAAAUUGAGUAUCAACCAUCGAAGCAAAAAGUAAAGAAGAAAGCUGAUUUUAAUCCCAAUUUCCAGUUUGUGGGUUCAGUAGAAGAGUACAAUAAGAACACCUGGGAUGAUCUGCAGAAAUAUGUACGUAGGAAUGUCAAACAAACCUUGGACGAGAAGAUAGAGAAACGAAGGGCGCAGGUGAAGGUGAAUGGGAACUCUGUGGAUGUUGACACUGAUUCCGAUGUUGAUGAGAAAGAUGAAGACGUUGAUGAGCUACAAAUAUCCGACGAUGAACUCAAGAAGGAUGAAAUUAAAACAAAGGACAAGAAACUCACUAAGAAACAGAAGUUGAAACAGGAAAUGAAGGAACUAGACGCGGAGCAAGGGACUCGCAUCGAAUACGAUUCUGAUUUCUUCGAGGAGCCACCUCCAUACGACGAGCAGGCUUCCUUCCACAUGAUGAAUCUCUCACGUCCUCUGCUCAAGGCGAUCUCAGCACUGAAUUAUGUCCACCCCACGCCUAUACAGGCGGCGACUAUACCCGUUGCCCUACUUGGCAAGGACGUGUGCGCGUGCGCAGCGACCGGUACGGGCAAGACGGCGGCGUACAUGCUGCCCAUACUGGAGCGGCUCCUGUACCGCGCCAGCGGUGACCGCAUCACCAGGGUACUCAUCUUAGUGCCCACUAGAGAACUCGGCGCACAGGUGCAUGGUGUGACUAGACAAUUGACACAGUUCACAACGGUCACCGUGGGACUGUCGGUGGGCGGUCUUGACGUCAAAUACCAGGAGAGCGUAUUGCGUCGGAACCCCGACGUUGUGAUAGCGACCCCCGGCCGUCUGAUCGAUCAUAUACGGAACACACCAUCGUUUAGCCUCCACUCCAUUGAAGUGUUGGUGUUGGAUGAAGCUGACAGAAUGCUGGACGAGUAUUUCGCUGAGCAAAUGAAGGAGAUUAUCAAGCAGUGCUCACCGAAGCGGCAGACCAUGCUGUUCUCGGCCACCAUGAGCGACGAGGUCAAGGACCUCGCCGCCGUGUCGCUCAACAAGCCGGUCAAGUUGUUCGUCGACUCCAACAAAGACGUCGCUUUCAAUUUGAGACAGGAGUUUGUUAGGAUACGGAGAGAGCGUGAGAGCGACCGUGAGGCCAUACUGGCGGCGCUGGUGUGCCGCACGUUCAGGGAUCGCGCCGUCAUCUUCGUGCAGACCAAGAAACAGGCGCACAGGCUGCACGUGGCACUGGGACUCCUUGGCGUAAAGGUGGCGGAGCUGCACGGCGCGCUGACACAGCCGCAGCGGCUGGACUCGCUGCGCCGCUUCAAGGACGAGCUGGCCGACGUGCUGGUCGCCACCGACGUGGCCGCGCGCGGGCUCGACAUACCCGGCGUCAGGACCGUGCUCAACUUCACGCUGCCCGCCACCAUCGAACAUUACAUACAUAGAGUGGGAAGAACCGCUCGGGCGGGUCGCGCUGGCGUGUCGGUGUCGCUGGCGGGCGAGGCGGAGCGAGGUCUGGUGAAGGCCAUCGUGAAGCGCGCGCGGCGGCCCGUCAAGUCGCGACAGGUGCCGCCCGACAUCGUCGCCAAGUACAGGGACCGGCUGGCUAGGCUCGAGCCCGACAUUGCUGCAAUACUUGAUGAAGAAUAUGCGGAUAAGCAACUGAAGAAAAUGGAGAAGCAAACUGCCAAGUUAGAAGGCACACUAAAGAAGGAGGAAGGUCAGGAUGGCCCCAAGUAUGAAACGAAGAGGCAGCACGAAUGGUUCCAGACUAAUAAAGAGAAAAGAGAAGAAAAGGAGAGACUAGCUCUUUCUCAGCAUCAGGGGAAAGAUAAACAACAAAAAGGCAAAGGCAAGAAACGUAAACAUGACUCUGACGAUGAUUCGGACGACGGAGGCAGCGGCAAGAAACGAAAGAAGAAUACCAAGCAAAAGCCGAAAGACACGCCCGAGGAACGUGUUAGAAGAGAGAUGGAAAAGGUGGCCCUUCUCCAAUCAAGAAUGGCGAAACGGAAGAAGAAACAACGUCGUAUCCGCACCGUUGACGACGAUGAUGACAGACCACAAAUUCCACAGAAAAAAUCAUUUAAGAACAAAAAUAAAAAGCAGAAUAACUUCGCCAAUGACCUAACAGAUACAUCUCAAAAAGCCGCCAAAAGACUACGUUACGAUGCGAAUAAGGUUCAGAAAGGAAAGGGAUUGCACCAAAAAGGCAAAGGACAAUCCUCUAAAGGGAAAGGAACACCCCAAAAAGGUAAAGGAUUCGCAAAAGGAAAAAAUAAGACAUUCGGCAAACCUCAAGCGCCAAAACAGGGACGAAGACAAAACAAAUAAAAUUUACCUUUGUA
Galleria mellonella (greater wax moth) is the source of this 2523-nucleotide messenger RNA. RefSeq names its product probable ATP-dependent RNA helicase DDX27 (gene Rs1). Bases 113 to 2509 code for a protein of 798 amino acids. The record is from RefSeq and is a predicted model, not a curated record. The transcript has 15 exons. Gene Ontology annotation, molecular function: RNA helicase activity; nucleic acid binding; ATP binding. Lineage: Eukaryota; Metazoa; Arthropoda; Insecta; Lepidoptera; Pyralidae.